This is a messenger RNA of Corticium candelabrum, 801 nucleotides long. RefSeq lists its product as uncharacterized. Bases 98 to 571 code for a protein of 157 amino acids. NCBI's taxonomy places the organism in Eukaryota, Metazoa, Porifera, Homoscleromorpha, Homosclerophorida, Plakinidae. The record is from RefSeq and is a predicted model, not a curated record. The transcript has a single exon.
CUUACGAACAAGACUAAGUCUUGUUAAACCUACAGUUGGAGGAGAGAUUCGAGACAGACAGGAGAGCCAAACAGAAGCUGCAUCCAGACAUCGUGAGAUGUUACCUGGAGAAUCAGUGGCAGUAUGGAACCCAAGACAAGAUAGUGGGGGACGGUGGCUCUCUGGAACAGUAGUCCAGAAACUGGGACGGAGCAACUAUCUUGUAAAUGUGAAUGGUCAGGCUAGGUAUGUUCAUGUUGACCAUAUAUUACAUCGUGAUAUCACAAAUUUUCCACAGGAUGUACAUCAGGAGCAAACUUCCAAUACUCAUGAUAGUACAGCGACUAUGAUUCCACCACAAGCUGGAAAUUAUUCCGAAGUGAAUGCUGAGAAGACAAUCUCAUCAACGGACUCUACUGGGGAAUACUCAGUACCAACUACUCCUAGCCACCCUGAGUUAACAGAGACACAGUCGGAACAGACUGAUAACAUGCCAACAAAGAAACCAAUUGAGAAGUCAACAGAGAGAGAAAAUCGACGAUAUCCCACAAGGAACAAUAGAAGACACCCCAGGAGAUAUCGAGAGAUUUAGUGGAAGGGAGUGUAGUAGAGUAAGCGAUUAUGGGACUGCCCCUAGUACUCAUUAGCAUACAUAUAGACUAUGACACUAUAUAGUACUUUGUGUAGUGUGGUAUAGUAUUGCGUACACACUGUAAGCGAACUGCAAUAGAGUAGAUAGUCGGUAACGACGCAACAGACGCCAUUUCUUGAGUACUGCUUGUCGAGAGCGAGAGACUGCUGGUCAAGAUGAAGUCGCCUGAU